Messenger RNA from Phycodurus eques (leafy seadragon), 1422 nucleotides. RefSeq lists its product as uncharacterized. Lineage: Eukaryota; Metazoa; Chordata; Actinopteri; Syngnathiformes; Syngnathidae. The coding region runs from base 26 to 772 and encodes 248 amino acids. The transcript has 4 exons. The record is from RefSeq and is a predicted model, not a curated record.
AGUCGAGACGACUCGGGUGAAAAGGAUGAAGUUUCAACUGUUGCUGCCUCUGACCAUAGCGUUGACUGUGGCCUUGGUGGUGGUCAUUAAAAGCCGCAAGCAAGAGCACGACAAAGUGGACAAACGGAACAAGUUCGAGCGCAUUAAGCUGCGGGUGACCAACGACGUCCUGGGAGAGCACCAAACGGAGAAGAUUGCCUUGGAGAAUAAAAUCGACAUCGCAGAAAAGGAGGGCGAAGCUCUGCAGACAGAUGCGGAGUCGUGUGAAAAGAAAGCCUCGCAGAAGAGGAAAGAGGUGGAAGUGUGCCGAGGAGCUGUGAAAUCACUGAUAGACGGUGUGGCUGCACUAGAGACGGAACUCAGUGAUCUGCAUGGUGAAACGAGUAAAGAGAAGAACUCAUGGACUGACAAACUGGAAUCACUGAAAAAGGAACUACAGGUGCCAAGUGCAGUGUGUGCCUUUUUGAAGAAAGGAUCAGAUUCUGCAAGUAAAUUGUGUAACAGUAAACCAGAAGAACUGAAGGUAGAGGCGCCUCAACCAGAAGCACCGAAGGUAGAGGCGCCUCAACCAGAAGCACCGAAGGUAGAGGCGCCUCAACCAGAAGCACCGAAGGUAGAGGCGCCUCAACCAGAAGAACCGAAGGUAGAGGCCCCUAAACCAGAGGACCCGAAGGUAGAGGCCCCUAAACCAGAGGACCCGAAGGUAGAGGCCCCUAAACCAGAGGAGCCGAAGGCAGAGGCUCCUAAACAAGGAGCAAGGGUUGAGGACUGAACCUGAGCAGCAGAGGCUUCUAAACAUGAAGAUCCAAAGUGUAUAGGCCUGACACAGAAGGAGUCUGAAAACUUUUGCGUCAUUUUCUACUAAUGUUGCACGACUUCAGAAGUUGCCAUAUUGGAUUUUGCUAUUCAAUUUCAACAUGUUAUUUAUUUUUGUGGAAUAAAUGAAAUGGUCUCUGAACAUCUGCCUCUAUUGGAUGCAUGUUCUGUGUUUAUAGUUACGCAAUCAUCAGCAACAUCAUUCAAACAAAAUGAUUUAAUCUCUCCAUACAUGGUCUGAGUAAAACAGAUUUAACUUGAUGAUCCGGGUGGUAAAAGUACCUUUUCACAUCCUGUCUGACUGGUAGCAGGUGUUUGGCUUCUCACAUGCAAUUCCUUUGUGUAUUGCUUAGAUUGUGCAGGAUCUGCAUUGUGGUCAUGGAUUACUUGUUAUCAGGAACACUGCAUGCACAUGAACAUGAAGUAGAUCAAAUACAAUGUAAGAGGAAAUGAUCAUGAACUUUUAAUGAGAUUCACUAAUGUAACUAAAAUAUUUUACUGUAGAUAAUGGCCCACAAAAGAAAAAAAAUAGUGAAAUCUUUAACUACGCCUCUGUGUGCAUGUGUGUGUGUGUGUGUGUGUGUGUGUGUGUGUAUGUGUAAGUUU